Molecule: messenger RNA, 1688 nt
Organism: Manis javanica (Malayan pangolin)
Lineage: Eukaryota; Metazoa; Chordata; Mammalia; Pholidota; Manidae
Source: RefSeq, a predicted model, not a curated record
UCGCCCCGCCCCCUUGGAAGGAGCACCGCGCAGGCGUCCCCUGAGGCCACGCCCAUUCCCUGAUUUGACAUCACGCCUGAUCGAAGGAAUACGCAGGCGCCUUCUACACGCGCCAAAUCCUUCAACUCAAACACCGCCCAGAACAUAGUACUACGCAGGCGCUAACUAGUUCCUUUGCCAACUGCCCACCCCCUUCUAUGCAGCCGCUGGAGACACACCCCUGGGGCUAAUGCGCAAGUGCCGUUUUCCCUCCAACUCGCGGUCGGCUGUCUCCCUACGCAUGCCCAGGCGGCGGCGGGAGACCACGGAAUUUACCGCCGGAAGUUCAGCGUACACUACCAAAGAGUGCGAGUUCGACUCGCGGGCUAGAGGGGCUCGUUUCCGCUCCGCUUCGGGGUGGUGGGCGGCCAUCUUAGUUGCGCGCAAUUAAGGGCUGUGGCGGGAUUGGCUCCGCGUGUGGGUUCGUCGGCGGCUCCCCACCUACCAGCGCCGGAUUCGGAGUCCUUCCCCGCGGGGCGGGACCUCCUAACGGCUGACUCCUUUCCAGGUGAAGGGUAAUAACCCGGCUGAAGACAGACUCAAAUUCUGGAAAUAACGACCUAAUAUUAUGGCCGGCAGCCCUAAUGAAGAUCCAGAAGGAAGCAGAAUCACCUAUGUGAGAGGAGACCUUUUUGCAUGCCCCAAAACAGACUCUUUAGCACACUGUAUCAGUGAGGAUUGUCGAAUGGGCGCUGGGAUAGCUGUCCUCUUCAAGAAGAAAUUUGGAGGGGUGCAGGAACUGUUAAGUCAACAAAAGAAAUCUGGAGAAGUGGCUGUUCUGAAGAGAGAUGGACGGUAUAUAUAUUACUUGCGAACCAGAGAUAUCAAAAAGCUUCUGAUCUCAUAUUAACUCACAUCCAGUGCUGGUGGCUGUUUGGAGCACAUCCCAGCUCCAUGGAAAAGUGCUGUGACAUCCACCAAGAGGAUUUGCAAAAGUUAGGGAUGCUUCCCAUGGUUUAAUUCCUUCCUAAUCAUAGUGAGAUAGAAACAAUAAUGUCUUUAGAGAUGGAUUGCCCAAAGGGGUUGUUCUCUCAUUCUUCUCUGUCACACGCAGUGCCAAGUAAUAACCCCUUUCCUGCCUGCUGCUUCAGUUGGGUAUUCUUCCCUCGUCCAAAUGGUCUUUGGCCCCAGAAAGAGUUCAGCUUCUUGGUAAUGGUGCUGGGGGACUACAAGCCUGAUCUGGGCAGCACAUUAAAUGAGGACAUGUCCUGGCCCUUUUGAAUGCUGUGCUUAAGGCUGACAUGACUUCAGUCUUGUUCAGAAUGCUAACAGUUUCUCUCAUAGAGAAACAAAAAACAAGCACAGUUUCUAAAUAAACAGACGUAACAGGAAAUUUUCAGGUGGUCUGGGUUCUUCCUUGUUACAGAUACCAGCUUAUCUCUUGGAAGUGGCACAAAGACUUUCACCUACCUUGCUUAAAAACAAUAGACAAUAGGUUUAGCCUGCUAAUCUGGGCUUCUUGGGAAAGGGAAAGACUUACACGGCAGUGUGGGUUUCUCAGUCCCUAUUUAGUGGAUUUUCUGGAGGGUCUCCCUGUUCUAUUCUAUGAGAAUAUACUUGUUACUUUCAUUCUCAACAUGUUAGGAGAAUGUGAUGGCUUUUCUUUGGCUAUUGUUUUGGAUUAAUGAAAGUUUAAAUUCAUUCUUUGU